This is a messenger RNA of Acanthosepion pharaonis, 792 nucleotides long. Lineage: Eukaryota; Metazoa; Mollusca; Cephalopoda; Sepiida; Sepiidae. The record is from the annotation of a GenBank genome assembly.
AUGAAGAAGUUGAACUACAGAUUUUCACUUGGUUUUAAAUCCAUUAAUUUAUCUAUCUCACCCUAUUCCUAUCUAUCUAUCUAUUUAUCUAUAUCAGCCUAUUCCUAUCUAUCAAUCUUUCUCAGCCUAUACCUAUCUAUCUAUCUAUCUAUCUAUCUAUCUAUCUAUCUAAGCCUAUUCUUAUCUAUCUAUCUAUCUAUCUAUCUAAGUCUUUUCAUAUCUAUUAUUAUUAUUAUAUACAAAAAAAAUCUAAAAUUUAAAAUUCCCAGCAUCCCGUGUCCGUGCGCAUGCGCAUUAUCUCUAUCUAUCUAUCUAUCUAUCUAUCUAUCUAUCUAUCUAAGCCUAUUCUUUUCUAUCUAUCUAUCUAUCUAUCUAAUUAUAUCAUAUCUAUCUAUCUAUCUAUCUAUCUAUCUAAGCCUAUUCUUAUCUAUCUAUCUAUCUAUCUAUAUAUAUAUCUAUGACUAUUCUUUAUCUAUCUAUCUAUCUAUCUAUCUAUCUAUGCCUAUUCUUUAUCUAUCUAUCUAUCUAUCUAAGCCUAUUCUUAUCUAUCUAUCUAUCUAUCUAUCUAUCUAUGUUUAUGUGCUUUCACUUUUUCUCUCUUUUUAUACGCCCUUUUUUUCUUGGAUCCUUCUUUUGAAAAAUCUAUUUUUGAAAUAUUCAACCUCGUUUCAUUCUAUUUCUCUCUCUCCCCCCCCUCUCUGUCUCUUUCAAUCUAUCUUUUUUUUUUCCUAUCUAUUUCACUGUAAUACGGAACCUAUGAAUGCCGCUGUACUCUUUUCUGAUGAACGGUAA